Prunus armeniaca (apricot) is the source of this 300-nucleotide messenger RNA. Lineage: Eukaryota; Viridiplantae; Streptophyta; Magnoliopsida; Rosales; Rosaceae. The record is from the annotation of a GenBank genome assembly.
AUGGGUCUAUGUGGUCUUCGUGCACUAUUCUCUGUUGUAGGGUUUGGUGGCCCUAAGAUUUUGGCAAACGAGGGGGACUGUCACGUAAGGGUCCCUCGUUCUCUGGUGGUUUGGUGGUUUGGUGGUUUGAUGGUGAUGGUUGCGAUAGAGCAGGCAUCGCGAGGUGCUGUUGGUGCAAGUUGGGGGUUUCCAGGUGGUUGGCGUCUAGAUUGUUCUGCACUCUAUGUUCCUCUCUCGAUGGAUUCUUUUAUGUCGAGGCUCUGGGAUUUGAGUUGUUUUCAAGAAUCUACUGUUUUUUAG